CACAAUCAUUCCAUAUACUCACGCGUGAAUCGGCUCUUCUCCACAACUGUCGCCCUCUGUUAGAUUCAUUCCGCAAAGUCAACAUUCCAAAGUUGACAUGAAAGCCGCGUGUGAAUCAUUCGCAAUUCCAGUAAGAGAUUUGAAUGGGCUGAUGCAAAGUGACAGCCGACUUGCAACUACUGUACGGUGUUCAGUUGUUUUUACUUUCGUGCUAUCCACGGACAAACAGUUGCUUUCAUUUUGUUGGUUAAACGGAAUUUCAUCAGACGGCCAGAUAAAUUACAAUAGUGAUGUCGAAACGGAAUCAACCAACGUGGCAAGCGCCUACACCAUCGAAAAAUGAUCCAAAAUUGCGGCUAUUCAACAGUUUGACCCGGCAAAAGGAGCUGUUUACACCAGCCGAUGGUAAUAAUAUUACGUGGUACAGCUGCGGUCCUACGGUUUAUGAUGCAUCACACAUGGGCCAUGCUAGGUCAUACAUUUCAUUCGACAUUCUUCGACGUGUUUUGUCCAAUUACUUCGGAUACAAUGUGCUUUAUGUCAUGAACAUCACCGAUAUCGAUGACAAAAUCAUCAAACGGGCCCGUCAAAACUAUCUAUACGAACAGUAUGUUGCGUCGUCGGCUAGCCUUGAACAAAUUCUCAAUGAUCAUAAGCAUGUACUGGACCAGCUGAACGAUGUUAUCGCCAAAAAUACUGACCCGGAUAAGCAAACUCUGCUCGCUCGUACACUCAAUCAAAUAACCGAAGCCAACAUAGCACUAACAGCUGCCGUGAAAUCGGGCGAUGCAAAGGCGAUCGAAACAGCCCGUGCAAAUUUCCUGCAACAAUCCAAAGAUGCUCUCUCCGAUUGGUUGGACAAGAAAUACGGCUCGACAAUCACCGAAAAUUCCAUUUUUGAAGCGUUGCCCAGAUUCUGGGAAAAUGAAUUUCAUAAAGACAUGAAUGCGUUGAAUAUUCUUCCACCUGAUGUGUUGACGCGUGUGAGUGAAUAUGUUCCACAGAUUGUGACCUUCAUCGAAAAAAUCAUUUCCAAUGGAUUGGCAUAUGAAUCGAAUGGUUCGGUGUACUUUGAUGUGGCUAAAUUCGAUGCUGCCGAACAUCAUCACUAUGCAAAGUUGGUGCCAGAAGCAUAUGGAGAUACGAAAUCUCUGCAAGAAGGCGAAGGUGAUUUGUGCAUCUCAGAAGAUCGCUUAAGUGAAAAACGAUCACCAAAUGACUUUGCUCUGUGGAAGACAAGUAAACCGGGUGAACCUUUUUGGCCAAGCCCAUGGGGUAACGGAAGACCUGGAUGGCACAUCGAGUGCUCUGUAAUGGCAUCGGACAUUUGCGGUCAAACCUUAGAUAUUCACACUGGUGGCGUUGAUUUGAAAUUCCCACAUCACGACAAUGAAUUGGCACAAAGUGAGGCAUAUUUCGACAGCGCAAGUUGGGUGAAUUACUUCUUGCACACUGGCCACUUGACGAUAGCCGGAUGCAAAAUGUCUAAGUCAUUGAAGAAUUUCAUCACCAUUCAACAGGCAUUGCAAAAGAACUCGGCUUGCGAUCUUCGUUUGGUGUUCUUGUUACACUCGUGGAAGGAUACUCUCGAUUACUCAGAUAAUACAAUGGAAAUGGCGACGCAGUACAAGAAAUUCUUGAAUGAAUUCUUCUUGAAUGUCAAAGACUUGUUGCGUCGGUCGCAAAAUGACGACAAGCCAGAAAAAUUGUUCCAAAUAUGGACCAAAUCGUCGAAUGAUUUGCAGCAAAAGUUUAGCGAAGCAAAGCAUUCCAUCCAUUUGGCAUUGUGCGAUAACAUCGAUACGCGCGCCGUUUUGGAUAUUAUCCGCGAUUUGGUCGGCCUUUGCAACGUUUACAUUCGCGACAACAACACAGAGAGCACAUUGAAUGUGCUAUUGCUUAAACGAAUCGCUGCCUACAUCACUGACAUCCUUCACAUAUUCGGGGUUAUCAAUGGUCCACGCGGUGGCAUCGGUUUCCCAGUCGAUUCAGGCAAUUCAGGAGAUGCCGAAGAAACAGUCUUACCUUAUCUGGAAGCUUUGGCGGAAUUCCGUAAUUCGGUGCGUGAAGUGGCUCGUACUCAAAAGUGCACUGAAAUCCUGAACAUCUGUGAUGCUCUGCGCGAUGAUGUGCUACCCAAUUUGGGUGUUCGAUUGGAAGAUCGUGAAGGUGCUGCUGCGUCAAUCAAACUGGUCGAUCGGGAAACGUUGCUGAAAGAACGUGAUGCUAAGAAGCAAGCCGAAGCCCAGAAGCAAGCACUGAAAGAGAAGAAACGUCAAGAGGCUGCUGCAGCUGCGGCUGCACUUGAAGCCCAACGCAAGAUCAACCCAAAGGAAAUGUUCUUGAACGAAAUCGACAAGUAUUCAGCAUUCGAUGAACGCGGAAUACCAACAUUGGAUGCAAAAGGCGAGAAGCUCAGCAAAGGUCUCACCAAGAAGCUAGAAAAAUUGCAAAAUACACAAGAAAAGAAGUAUAACGAAUAUCUUGCAUCUCUCAACAACGGCUCAUGAAUGUCUAACAACAAAUGGAAACGUCAGCUUUUUAAAACACUUUGUUAAGGAAAUUGGUUUAAAAAUGCAUUUUUAUUCACAGAAUGAUUAAAUUGAACAUUGGAAAAAAAUGUGGAAA
This is a messenger RNA of Sitodiplosis mosellana (orange wheat blossom midge), 2628 nucleotides long. It is a transcript of the gene CysRS, whose product is annotated as cysteine--tRNA ligase, cytoplasmic. Gene Ontology annotation, biological process: cysteinyl-tRNA aminoacylation. Gene Ontology annotation, molecular function: ATP binding; cysteine-tRNA ligase activity. NCBI's taxonomy places the organism in Eukaryota, Metazoa, Arthropoda, Insecta, Diptera, Cecidomyiidae. The transcript has 9 exons. The record is from RefSeq and is a predicted model, not a curated record. The coding region runs from base 291 to 2510 and encodes 739 amino acids. Gene Ontology annotation, cellular component: cytoplasm.